Paramecium primaurelia is the source of this 1495-nucleotide messenger RNA. NCBI's taxonomy places the organism in Eukaryota, Ciliophora, Oligohymenophorea, Peniculida, Parameciidae. The record is from the annotation of a GenBank genome assembly.
AUGGAAUAUAAUGGAGGAAUAAUUAGGAUUUAAUCCUAACAUCCAAAAUUCCUUAGUUUACUUUAGAGUUUAGAUUCUUAAGGUACUUACUCAAAUACAAUUCAUUAAUAAAAUUGCACUUUUCACAAAUUUUAAGAAAAUCAUAAUUUAAUAAUUUCAACUGGAUAUCUCAUAGCAAAAUUUGCUUAAGCCAUUAAUUCAUAUAAUAUAAAUAUAAUAAAAUAACAUAUUAAAUUUAGUUUAAUAUUAUAAGACAAUAAGGAAAUAAACUUAAAUCUAAUUUGCCUUAAUUUUGAUGAUUGGAUUGCAGAAAAAUUAAAUAAUUGCUAUAUUGAAAUAGAAUUAGGGUUUAUUAUGUAUUUUGAGUAUCCUAAUAUAAAUAUUGUCUAAUAAAUUCCAAAAUAUUGCAGCUCACUUUUGACAUAAGGAUAAGAAGUCUUAACAAUUAAUUAAUCUCCUUUUUUAAAAGGUAGUGUGAUGUAAAAAUAGUAUUGUCGAAAGGCAUAUGUCUCAUAACUAUUUACAAAUUAAAAUUAAUCAAAAUAGCUAAUGAUGUUAGGAAUAGUUAGUUAAGUAGGUCAAGAAGGAGGAGGAAUAUUUAAUUCUAAAGGAGAAUAUGUUGGGAUUCUUCUUUAAAAUAUUAAAAUAGGCAGAUUAAAUAAUAGAUAUUUUACAUUUUGUGUGAAUUGGGUUGUUAUUAAUUCAAUUUUUAAUAAAAAUACUCCAUAACUUAAUCCAUCUUAUUUUAAUGCUGAAAUAAUAAAUUAAAUACUAAAUGUUACAAAAUAUAUAUCAUAAGGGGCUGGUUAAUUUGGUAGUGGAAUCUUAGUAAAUGAUCUAUAAAAUUAAUAAAGCUAUAUUUUAACAGCUAAUCAUGUUUUGUCAGAUAUUUUAAAGGGAUCAAAAAUAUUAAUUGGAGAAGAAUAAUAUGAGGCAUUCAUUUUGGAAGACACUUUGAAUAAUAUGGACUUUUCAAUAGGAAAAGCAAAAAACUAUAUAUCAUAAGGUUUAAAUAUAGAGGAUGAUGUUAUAUUUUCAGAAGUUCCUGUAGUAGGAUCUACAGUUUAUGCUGUCGGGUAUUUAUAUACUCUAUUUUAAUACAAGCCUUGUAUAUCCAAGGGGUCAAUUAUUAAAAUAAUUUAUGACUAAUUCAAUUAAAUGAUAUCAAUUGUUACAGAUUGUUUUAUCCAUAAUGGUUAUAGUGGAGGGGGACUUUAUAAUUAAUAUGGAUAAUUAUUAGGGAUCAUUUCAUUUAACAUUUGCCAUUCGAUUGAAGGUGUAAUUUGUGAUUUAUCCUAUAUUACUCCAAUUUUUCCAUUUUUAACAGUAUUCUAGGAUUUAGUACAAUAAAGGUAAUAAAUUUAGAAAUAUGAUUAGAAAUUUGACUUAGACUUCAAAAGAUAAAUUAAAAUAAGAAAUUAAAUUGGCAUCUGAGAUUAGAACUCUAUGUACACUAAGAGAAUUACCACAAAUAGGAUAUAUUCCAAAAUUAUGA